AUGGUGACGGCUAUUACGAAAGCAAGAAACUUGACCAAUAUGAAAUUGGAAGACUUAGUUGGAGCUUUAAGAGCUCAUGAACCAUUACUGCUAGCUGACAAACCAAGCAGAAAAGGAAAAAUGGUUGCUCUAAAAACAAGUCAAAUAGAAAGUCCAUCCUCUAAAAAGACUGAAGAUGUCAUGAAAAAGGAAAGCUUAUAUGAUGAGUCAUACUCAGAGCAAGAAAAGGAAGAAGAGGUCAACCACUAUCUCAUGGCAAAAUCAGAAACUGAAAAGGAUCAUGUCCGAUGUCGUUUCUUCAAAAAAGGGGGACUUCCUCAAGACAACACAAUCCAUGUUGUCAACUCUGAUGAUUCAGAAACAACUGCAUCUGCAGAACCUACACCACAACCAAUUCCCUCAAAAACCUCUUCUAAAUCUUCAACACCUAAAAAGGCCAAACUACCUUCCAAAAAAUUACCAUCCCCAGCUUCAAAAAUUUCUGCAACUACCAAACUUUUUGAGUCCUCAAUUUUGGAAACCCAGUAUGUUUCAAAAUGGCAGAACAAACAUGUGGUCAAUGGAAAAAUCAUUGACCUUGCUAAUUUAAAACAAGGUGGUUUUGACGUGGAGGACAUGUUUGACCAACUGGGAUGGACCUCCUUUUUACACGUAAACGAACCCCAGUAUCCUCGUUUGGUUAGGGCUUUUUAUGCUGCUUCAAAUAGUUCCAAAGGCAAUAAUGAUUUCAGCGUUGUCCUCAAAGGGGUCCACAUGGAGAUUAAUCCUACUACACUGUGUCAAAUCUUGGACAUACGUGAUGAAGGUGCCUACCUUUUCUCAGAAAACUGGUAUUCUCAGUGUCAAGUCACUAGAACAGAUAUCCUCAAAAACACCCACAUUUCACCCCCAAAAUCUCAGGUGGCUUCUAAUCUACUUCCCAUUUGCCGCAUUCUUCACAAUAUAUGCACACCUCUCCACUUAGGCAAUCUCAUUUUCUGUUUCAUGUCGAAUGUUGUUGUGCUAGGUCGAUCAGCUCCCUAUGGGAUGAUCCUGACCACGAUUUUCAAAUUUUUUAAUCUACCACUUCAUGAUGAACCUUCGAUCCAAUUUAACAACACUUUUUCUAUGAAAAAUGUUAAACAAAUGAGGCUCAAUUCGGUUGUUUCUACUCCUAUCAAGUCAUCCUCAACCGUAUCCCAUGCAUCCAAGAAGAAGAAAGCUCAUCACUCCCCUUUUGUAACUCUCAUUUCUGAACCUGAAUCUACUCAUCCUCCAACCGAGGAUGCUCCUCAACAACUGCUUCAGGAAUCUAUUUUAGAAACUGCUCAACCUCCAACAGAACAUGUGCCCACUUCAUCUCCAGUGUGUGACUCUCCCAUUCCAACAUUUGUGCCCGUUUCGCCUCCGUUUGCACCAAUCCAUACUCUUUACCCUCACUGUGUAGACGAUCCUCCACAAGAGGAUACAACUGAGGCAUCCUAUCUAAACCAGAUGGAGGAUGGUGAAGAAUUGUAUUUUGAUCUGAAUGUGUCUUAUCAUCAUUUCUCACCACCAAGUCCUCUUAAGGAUAUGCUUGUUGAAACUUCUCAAUAUCUGAACGAAACUCUAGAUACUACUCUUCCUCCUCCAACAUCCACUGCAAUUGUUGAAGAACCGUCCCAACCUCUCCCUGAGGUCCCUAGCCAGUUCGGCUCCAUUGGUUCCUUCUUUUCUACCACCAUUAAUAAUACUUCAAAGGAUAAAGCUGGGAGUUCUCAAAACAAAAGCUCUAGUGUCAAUGAUAAACCCAAGGAAUCGAACUCCAGUAAGAGGACCGAGGAAAGGAAAAAUAACAGACAUAUAAAACUUCUCAAGACCAUUAGGAAGGAUCAGAAGAAAGUUCUUCAAAGUUUUAAUACCUUCCAGUAUACAAUCGCUCAUUUUGGUCUCAUCCUUGAAUGGGUUACCAAACAUUUGAUUCCCACUGUUGCUCCUGGAGAUCAUCCUCCUGAGCUACCAACCCAACCUUCCUCUGAUGUUCCUGAUCCUUCUCUAUCAUCCUCGUUUGAUGAGCCAUCCUCCUCUAAGUAG
Cicer arietinum (chickpea) is the source of this 2052-nucleotide messenger RNA. The record is from RefSeq and is a predicted model, not a curated record. Lineage: Eukaryota; Viridiplantae; Streptophyta; Magnoliopsida; Fabales; Fabaceae.